This is a messenger RNA of Malania oleifera, 2335 nucleotides long. Its product is annotated as putative pentatricopeptide repeat-containing protein At5g40405. Lineage: Eukaryota; Viridiplantae; Streptophyta; Magnoliopsida; Santalales; Ximeniaceae. Bases 203 to 1897 code for a protein of 564 amino acids. The transcript is spliced from 2 exons. Gene Ontology annotation, biological process: RNA modification. Gene Ontology annotation, molecular function: protein binding; RNA binding; zinc ion binding. The record is from RefSeq and is a predicted model, not a curated record.
AUUAAACAAGUGCAUCGAGUGCAAAACUAUGCUCGUCCACUUAAAUUGCCGUUUUCAAAAUUUCCGUGCCUCCCGCUAAAACGGCUUGUCUUCCAAACACCGAACUACACUUCUCGAAAUCACUCUCAAGUCUCAAGAACCAAAGCUAGAAGAGCUGGAAGAAGAAGAACGACUCGCUUUUCUGAUCCAAAAAUGUCCAAACAUGCGAAUCCUCCGCCAAAUCCACGCUCGUCUCCUCACUUAUCUCCUUCCCGUCGCUCCCAUCUCCUUCCCUCUCAGCAAACUAGUCGGCUUCUGCGCUCUUUCUCCUCUUGGCGACAUCGACUACGCGCGACGAGUCUUCUCACAAAUCCCUAACCCAAGCAUAUUCGCUUGGAAUUCCAUGAUAAGGGGUUAUUCCCAAAUUGAAAGCCCAUCAAAAGAACCCUUUUCCUUCUUCAAAAGAUUGAUCAGAAGGGGUUACCCCAACCCCAACACCUUCACCGCGGCUUUUGUCCUUAAGGCGUGCUCUGUGGUGUCGGCCUUCGGAGAAGGACGGCAGGUUCAUGCCGGUGUUCUGCGAUCUGGGUUGCUCACAAGCCCCUUUGUGCAGACCGCGUUGGUCAAUUUCUAUGCGAAAUGUGAAGAGAUUGGGUUUGCAAGAAAUAUGUUUGAUGAAAUUCCUGAGAGAAAUUUGGUUGCCUGGAGUACGAUGAUUAGUGGGUAUGCGAGAAUUGGGUCAGUGAAUGAGGCUUUGAGUCUGUUUAGGUUAAUGCAGAAGGAGAGUAUUGUUCCAGAUGAGGUUACAAUGGUUAGCGUUAUUUCUGCCUGCGCAGCAUGGGGGGCUUUAGAUAUUGGAAGAUGGGUGCAUGCAUUUGUCGAGAAGAAUUCAAUCAAAACUGAUCUUGAGCUUAGCACCGCGUUGGUCAAUAUGUAUGCAAAAUGUGGUUGUAUAGAGAGAGCAAAGGACGUUUUCAGUAAGAUGCCAGUGAAAGAUACGAAAGCAUGGAGCUCGUUGAUUGUGGGAUUGGCAAUUCAUGGGCUUGCCAAGGAUGCAUUGGAGACCUUUUCUAGGAUGGAGGAAGCCAAGGUGAAACCUAACCAUGUAACCUUCAUUGGUGUUCUGUCUGCUUGUGCCCACAGUGGGCUAGUUUCUGAGGGUCGGAGAUAUUGGUCUGGCAUGCUCAAAGCAGGUAUUGAACCAUCAAUGGAGCAUUACGGUUGUAUGGUUGAUCUACUCUGCCGAGCCAGCCUUGUUGAUGAGGCAUACAUCCUUGUUGAAACCAUGCCACUUGCACCAAACCCAAUAAUAUGGCGAACACUACUUGUGGGUUGCAAGAAGAAUAGGGUUUUGGAUAAAGGUGAAAUAGUUGCAGAGCGGCUUCUAGAAUUAGAACCACUUAAUGCAGAGAACUAUAUCCUCCUCUCAAAUCUGUAUGCGUCAGUUUUGGAUUGGGAGAAGGUAAGCCAUGUGAGGAAGAAAAUGAAAGAGAGAGGCAUUAAGACUGCACCUGGUUGCAGCUCCAUUGAAAUUGAUGGAUUUGUGCAUGAGUUUGUCCUGGGGGAUUGGUCACACCCUGAGAUGAAGGAGAUAAGGGAGGUUCUGAGAGAAAUCUCUGAACGGGUGCGCAAGGCUGGUCACAAACCAUGGACUUCAGCAGUAUUGCACGAUUUCGGUGAGGAAGAGAAAGAGACUGCUCUCUGCGAGCAUAGUGAGAGGCUGGCAAUUGCUUAUGGGUUAUUGAAGACUAAAGCACCAGUUGUUAUUAGGAUAGUAAAGAAUCUAAGGGUUUGUGAUGACUGUCAUGAAGUGACAAAGAUCAUCAGUGAAGUGUACAAGCGAGAGAUCAUUGUAAGGGACCGGGUUAGGUUCCACAAAUUUGUUGAUGGCACUUGCUCUUGUAGGGAUUACUGGUGAAUGUGAUGUUGCUCUCUCAAGGGUGACUUGCUAUGGGAAAACGUGCUCAUUAACACAGGAGCCUCCUAAAUCCAAAUGUACCUAAUUUGGGAAUUUAUUUAAUUAGUGUGGGCCAUUACUAAGAGAGACAAUCGUAAGAGCAAGAAAGCAGAAGCAGAACGUCCCUCAUUGAACAGAUUUCAAGGAACAAAUGUGGCAAAUAAGAUAGCAAAUAUUAGUUGAUCAGGAUACAGGGAGAUGGACCAGAUGAUUUCUUGGGAUUUUCUAGUGCUCAAAUUUCCAAAUACUGCUGUUCAUUGGAAUUCCCUGGGCCAUCCACAUGACCUUCAUGGUUAUAUUUAUUCUUUCAUAUCUGUUGUUUGGAUGAAAUUCCAAUGCUUUGUGUGGGAAAACAUGGAGAAAUUCAUACCAUAUAAUAUUAUUUUCAUCUCAUUACUC